Molecule: messenger RNA, 2150 nt
Organism: Didymodactylos carnosus
Lineage: Eukaryota; Metazoa; Rotifera; Eurotatoria; Philodinida; Philodinidae
Source: the annotation of a GenBank genome assembly
AUGUUAGUGUCACAGCUCUUUCUCCUGUCAUUACUACCAUUUAUUAGCAGCCAAUGCACAAACUACUGUCCUAAUAUUCGAAGUGAAGUACCCGCGGCACUCCGACAAUCAGCCAAAUUAGUGAUAUAUACAGUAAAAACUUCUAGUCCACCGAUUAGUUUUUCGAACAAUUCCGGUUUUGCUAUCGAUUUAGUAAACAAAAUUGGUGAAAUUCUCGAUUUAAAAAUAAACUUCGUUACUAUAUCAUCCCCUUUGAUAAUUCCGACUCUUAAACAAGAAAAGUUUAGUGCAAGUGUAUCAUUCGUAUUUGAUACACCAGCAGCUGAAAAGCAAGUUAGCUUUGUCGGAUAUCUAAAAGGUGGUACAAGUUUUUAUGUCCGUGCAAACAGUAAUAUAACAAUUAACAAGCUAACUGACUUAUGUGGACUCGCUGUUGCCGUUACUACUGGUUUUGCAGAUUUGGUUGAAAGUGUGUACCAAUCAUGUCCGACGAGUAAGCCGAUUAAAAUUAUCGGUGUAUAUAAUAGAGACCAAACGUUUCAAGCUGUCCUGGACGAUCAAGCGGAUAUCAGCUAUACCAAUGAACUGACAGCUGCUUACACAAUUCGAAAUCUGUAUUCAAAAACUUUAAAAAUUCUACCAUUUCGCUCGCAAAUACUUCCCAUCGGUAUUCUCUGCCAGACCGGAAGCAAACUAUGUUGUCUUCUUACUAGAGCCAUAAACACACUCAUAUUUAAUGGUCAAUAUGAUAUACUCAUUCAAAAGUAUAAUUUAGAACAGAACAAACUUUGUGUAUCGUUGUUAAAUAGAAACAACUUUUGUCCUUGUGACUAUCCUUAGACAGGAUUUGCAUGAUAAGUUAUUUUCGAACAUUGUAAACGCCUUGCAUUAUUAAACUAAGUUAUAUAAUCAUCUCAUAGCAAUAGUCUAGUGCUGAAAUGUUUUCAAAGGAGGUUUGUUCCGGUAACCAUUUUAUGCCGCAAAAAGUGCUGUACAUUCAACUGGUAUCAAUGCAAGUCGAACCAGAUUUGGCCGGAGAUUGGAAGAGGAUAAAACUAUGAGCUUAUCUGGCAACGUCCUCAAAAAACACUGACCAGAUACGUCACCAUCAUGUUGUCUCAGAAGAUCGAUCUACUCAUAAUUCGAUGUACCCCGGCUUUUACUGCAUAAUCACAAAAAACGCAGAUCUCUAACACUCUCCAGUCAGAAGUUAUUCAAAUAGAUCAGACAGUUAUUCAGAUAGAACUAAUACCUGCUCAGCAGGUUUUUCCAGCUCUUUUCUUUUUUUAUCAUCAUUGAUUAUAAUUUCCUCUUUUGUCCUCUUCGGAUUAGUUUCGUCACACUUCAUCAGCAUUAGAAACAUACUAUAAAAUGUGUAUUCAUCAUAUUUACAUCAAUAAUAAUAAACAAGUACGAUGCGUACGAUUUUUUACUAUUGUUCAGCAUCCUCGUUUAAAUUUUGUUUUGGUUGUUUUCUUUACAUGGAGUAUUGACUGAUGGACAGUAAAACGAUGCUUUAAUACAGGUGAAUGAAUAAGAACUAAUUAGUCCUGUUCCUUCAAUUUUCUGCCAGAACAAAACACAUAAAGCAGGAGCAUUUCUUAAAGUCUAGGACGAAAGACUAAUGACGUGUUUAUCAGAAAGGGAUAUGUUCGUGAAUAUAUCUCUCCGUUCUUAAUUUCAUUCAGUUUUUGAACAAACGGAAAGAACUUUUCUGUACAUUUUUUAAAGAAGGAAAAGGCGUAUUAAGGGAUUAAUCAGCUAAGCUUUCUUUUUUCAAUGAAAGAACGUAUCAUAAUGCGCUGAUAUUUACGAAAUCUGAAUCGUGAGUAAGAGAAUCAAAAUGGUGGACUUAGUGACAUCAUAUGAAGUCGAAAUAGACUUGGCUGGAGUUUUUAUGCAGACGACUUGAAGAAAAAUCUUUUUUGCAAGUUACUUAUUAGCAUAAGGACAUGACUAAUUCGAAAAUAUCUCUUCUCAGGUCUUUUCCGUUACCGAGAUAACAGGCAUUAUUUCCUAAAAACUGGCUCUUAUUUAUUGCUUCAAAGGCAAGAUUUUUUGGCGAAAUUGAUUAUUUAGACAGCUGUAGCUUUGUACUUAGAUUCUCUGGCAGUUGUAAUUUUAAAAAAAAAGGUCUUCCGUGGGCGGCG